GUAAUGUUGCCUUGGAGGAAUACAAAACAAACAUAUUUGUGGAAAACUCCAUUGCUAGUAUACAAUCUUACUACAGAAGAAACUUUAACUUUUAAAGCACCAUGUUCUUUAAAGCAGUCAGUAUUGGUAACUAUGUAUGUCACUUUUGUAAAAGCAUAAGCUGUCAGCUUUGAGGAAUUUCUGAUGCUUGGCUACAGCGUAUGGCAAAAUUUCUAGUGCCUUAUCUCAGACCAACCAAGUCACAACUUUCAGGUGUGGGCCCUAGUAACGUUUUUAAAAAUCAUACUCCUUAUAUAAGUCUUUUUUUUCCCCCCAACUCAUACCACUGCACAGAUAGAAAGGGUAAACCCUGCUUAUGAGAUUACUGCCAUAGCAGAGAAAAUCGAAAACAAAAGCAAAGAGACCAGAGCCAGGAGUUGAGAGGAGGAGUUAAGGAAAAAGGCUUGAAAUAUCAGCCUCCAUUCUGGAGCACCUCAGUUGAAUGGCAGGACCUCUGACUCUGUGGUGGCUCCUGCUGCUGCUUUGACUCCAGGGACCUAAUAAACAGGAGCUGCUGGUGGCUUCCCUGGAGACAUUUGCAGCCUUCAACGACAAGCUUCAGUCUUCUGAAGUAUAGAAAUUUGUAAGCUGCAGUGAAGAAACACCACUUUGGUCCACUCACCAGCUUGCCAAUGAUCCACUGAUAGUCACCCCCUCAAAUGCGCUUGCAGAUGAGCCUGUGUCCAUCCGAGCCACAGGCCUGCCUCCGUUGCAGAUAGUGACUAUCAAGGCGACACUGAAGGAUGAGAAGGAGAAGCUCUUCCAAUCCAAAGCCUUCUACAAGGCCAACGAGGCUGGCGAGGUGGACCUGGAGCAGGCAUCAGCCUUGGGGGGUGACUACGUAGGGGUCCACCCAAUGGGCCUCUUUUGGUCUCUGAAGCCAAAGAGGGCUUUCCAGAGGCUGAUGAAGAAAGAUGUCAUGAAUAGCCCCUUUUGUAUCACUCUGGACCUGUAUGACUCUGUUUGCUUGAUAGAUUCAGCCACAAUUAGACCCAAGGCCUGCCAGAUGGUGCAGCGUUGGUUUGCUGGCCCUGGGGUUCAGCGGAAACAGAUCCGAGAAGGUCGGGUACGCGGAGCCCUUUUUCUACCUCCAGGAGAAGGUCCUUUCCCAGGAAUUAUUGACAUGUUUGGGGGCGCUGGAGGUCUAAUUGAAUUUCGUGCCAGUCUUUUGGCUUCCCAUGGCUUUGCAGUACUGGCAUUAGCAUAUUUUGCCUAUGAAGACCUGCCUGAUAAACUGCUGGAGACUGACUUGGAAUAUUUUGAGGAAGCUGCCAACUUCCUACUAGCUCAUCCCAAGAUCCAACAACCAGGAAUUGGUGUGAUCUCCGUGAGCAAAGGUGCAGAGAUCGGGCUGGCCAUGGCCUGCUAUCUGAAGCAGGUGGUUGCCACUGUCUGCAUCAAUGGGCCUACUGUCGUCUUCGACAUUCCACUAAGGUAUGGGGAUCUGGUUGUGACACCCAUCCAACAGGCUCAGGAGCGGGCCCAAGUCCACGCCUCAGGGGCUCUGUCCUUCCGUCACUUUAUAGGUGACCCCGGGAUUAAACUGAACCCACAGAGUAUACUUCCUGUGGAAAAAGCCCAAGGGUGGCUCCUCUUCAUUGUAGGAGAGAAUGAUGAAUGCCUGGACAGCAAGGCAUUUGCACAGAGAGCCAUGGACCAGCUCCACAGCCAUGGAAGAAGCAGCGGCAGAAUGCUGGCAUACCCCGGGGCAGGCCACCUCAUAGAGCCGCCCUAUUCUCCCUGUUGCUUUGCAUCUUGGCACUCUGGCUUCCCUAACCCCUUGCUUUGGGGAGGAGAGCCCACUGCUCACGCAGCAGCCCAGGAACACUCCUGGCAAGAGAUCCGGAAGUUCUUCAAGCAACACCUCCCUCAGUCCAGAAGCAAACUCUAAGCAAAGGAAGUGACCAUGCCCAGGUAGCAGGCAGGAAGUGGGUUAGAGAAGAGGUUGGAACUGGUGUGAGGAUAAUAGCAUUAUUUAGGAAUUAGAGAGUAGGAGUGGGGGUGGGGGACAGAAUUCUUUUGACUUUCUUACAUUCACAUUUAUUCCAAUUCAAUUGGAAGUAAAAGGGACAAGAGAGCAGGACACGCUUGAAUCUGAGUGUUUCUGACAAAUUUGUGUGUAGUUGGAAAUUUUGUAAAUUCAAUUUUAGUUUAUAUAUUGGAAUAAAUUGGUAUUCAGAAAUUAUGGUAUUCUUGUAAACUGAUAAACACUGUUUAUAUAUAUUCAGUUAAGGAUUCAUUUGAUCUAGGCAUUUCCAAUCUAAAUGAAAUCUCUAAAACUGCCGACUUCUUUCUAGGAGUACACACUCUGUUUAAACUGUUUUAACUUGGAUUUCUGAUGCUUGACAAGAACAUUCCAGUUCACUAUCAAGUAUAAUGCUUGCUGUAGAUGUCCAGUAGAUUGCCUUUUUUUUUUUUUUUCAAAGUGGGAUGUUUCUCUUUAUUCUAGGUAUAUAUUACUAUUUUUAAAAAUCAGGAACACAAUUAAAUUGAAUCACGUGCCUUUGUGGCAUUUGUUGAUGCUGAGUGAGUUAAUGUAAAUGAGACUUUUAGAGCAGUGUCUGGCAUGUAGCUCCCACCUCAUCUGAGUCACCUGUUCUGGUUUUCACAGUGACUUCCUCUAUGGUUUCACAACGCUUCCCUCUUGUGUUCGCCUGGUCUGAUGAGCUGGCUCCUUGUCACUUCCGCCUGUUCAUUUACGUUGAAUAGAUGGAACUCUUGCAUUGACAAACAAGGAUGCCCAAGUCUCUUUUCGAACCAAUCUCAUCCCUUAUAUUUCUGCAGAACUUCACUGUUUUUCAAGAACGUGUUUUCUUCAUAUUUUAUUUUCACAUAGACCCUGUUAUUUAUCUAUUUUCUCUUUUCUCUCAGUCUGACUUACCGAAAUAUUUCCCCAUCUUAUCUUUUCAAAUGGUGACUUUGCUUCACUUACUGGUCAAAUCUUUUAAAAAUCAUUUAUUAUGUUUUAAAUCAAAUCAAUUCAUGCUCCCGUCUUCCUGUUUUUUUUUUUUUUUGUUGUUGUUGUUUGUUAGUUUGUUACUGAUAUGUAGUGUUCUCUUUUUGUUUAUUUCUGCUUUCUGUUCCUCUUUGACACAAAGGCAGUUUUACCCAAAGUACAAAAUGCUGUAGUGUGGAAGGGGCAGGAGAAGGGGAAUGUCACUUUGCCACGGAGGGAUCAAAUCGGCACUACCCAGACCCACCACUCACAUUGGUCUGUAAAAAGGGACAAUUUGACAUGGACUUCGUGGAAGGAGGUUAUGGGUAUCAACAAUGCUACCAAUAACAUGUUGAACUUUGGUCUGGUCAAGCUUUUGAUCAUUUACUCGCAUCGUGGCAGGAAAACAAGUUCACUGUCACCAUGAGUAAACAAAUCCGAACUGCAGGUUAUCCUGUGGAUCAACUGUGCUAGCGCCUCGGUGAUUAAUUGCAUGGGCACCACUAAGUUAGGCUGUGAGAACUAAGUUUGGAACUAGAAGAGACUUUAAAAAAUUCUCUGGAAGGCCCCGAUCUGAACUGAGAGCCUGCAAAAAUAAAUUGGGAGAUGGAGAAAAAGUUAAACUUUUAUUUUUAAUUGAUAAGAGUGGCAUAUUAGUGCAAUGUUUUGAUGUAUGUGUUAGACCAUGGCCUGCCACUUUAAGACUGUUCAUUCAAACCGACCAAGUCCUCAGCCUAGAAAAAUGAGGCCACGCCCACUGCCCCUCCCCACACCCUUUCCCUCCAUCCUCUCCAUCUCUGCAACAGAUAGUUAAAAAGACUUUGCGGCCUCAGGCUGUUGCAUUGCACCUCUCCCUGCUCUUCCCCUACAUCCCUCCUCUCUGUGACAGAUAGUUAGAAGGCUGUGGCCUCACAGUCCCUCACCCCCAAAGCUGCAAGAGAGGCUUAUGGCUCUACUGCAUACUUAGCAUAUAGGCUAUGUUGAAACAUUGCAUGAAUUAAAUCACAUGGAAUAAGAUUUCCCACCUGUCCUCCCAAACUGGUGAAAGCCAGGCUAUCUCUUUCGUGUGGGGGACUUAUAUGGAGCCUUGUCCCUUGUCAUGCUCUCCAGGGUAUCUCUCUGUUAGUGUAAGCUGGCCCUCUUAGUGAAGUGCCUCUUAAGGCUUUAAAGAGAAGCAAGCCUCUCCCUUGCCCUCUCUGCUAAUGUAGUUCAUUUCUGAAGGGUAAUUUUGUUUCAGCUCCUUUCAUAAACCUGCCACUCCCUGAGUUCUGAUAAUAUGUAUAUAUUCAGGAAUUUUUACACCAGGCUACGUUAAAUAUCACCUCACGUACUUAUGAUAUUUUUGUACUGAAUCUGUUCUUUUUGUGAUUUUGAUAUACAUUUAUGUUAUUAUUAACUGCAGCCAUUAUGUUAUUGAAAAUAUCUCAAAAUUACUUUUAUUGUCUAAUUCAUAUACUUAAGUCAUUAUUUUUCCAUUACUCCAUGGAAUAAUUUGAAUAUGGCCCAUGUCUUCCUAGAGUAAUUUGAGUAUAGAUUAAUAUUAAAUGGUAUCAAGAAAUGACACAAAGAAAUUGUGAUGACAUUGUUACAUGUGAUAAUGGUAUGAUAGUUAUAUAAAAAACUUUAGAGAUUUAUAUUGAAGUAUUCAACAGUGGCUAGCUUUGAUAUGUGGGUAUUAUUAUAAAAAUCAGGAAUAUUGCAAAAAGCAAAAUUACAGCAAAAGGCUUUGGAUGACGUCUCAAGUAAGCUCUGUUAGAGUGUUCUUAUUUGCCUUUAUGUAUGCCUGCAAAUUUUUCAUAAUAAAGAGCUGAAAAUUGUA
This is a messenger RNA of Peromyscus leucopus (white-footed mouse), 4793 nucleotides long. It is a transcript of the gene Baat, whose product is annotated as bile acid-CoA:amino acid N-acyltransferase. Gene Ontology annotation, biological process: fatty acid metabolic process; acyl-CoA metabolic process. NCBI's taxonomy places the organism in Eukaryota, Metazoa, Chordata, Mammalia, Rodentia, Cricetidae. The transcript is spliced from 4 exons. The record is from RefSeq and is a predicted model, not a curated record. The coding region runs from base 896 to 1930 and encodes 344 amino acids. Gene Ontology annotation, molecular function: fatty acyl-CoA hydrolase activity. Gene Ontology annotation, cellular component: peroxisome.